This is a messenger RNA of Penaeus vannamei (Pacific white shrimp), 763 nucleotides long. RefSeq lists its product as uncharacterized. NCBI's taxonomy places the organism in Eukaryota, Metazoa, Arthropoda, Malacostraca, Decapoda, Penaeidae. The record is from RefSeq and is a predicted model, not a curated record.
UCAAACCUCCGGCGAACGCGAACUCAGCAUGACCUUUUUUGCAAAUCUUGUGUUUUUCCUGUUGGCGAGUCACUUUACCUCAGCCGACCUGUACGCUUCGACCCACAAUGACAUUCUCUCCGCAAUCACAUGGGCGAGUCUAGAUUUCGACCAGGUGCGUGUACCUGACCUGGCAUUCCCUAGAGACGCGAAUGUGACCUCUGUUGACCUCUAUGACCUGAACAAUUUGACCUCGAGGAGCUUGCCCAGGAGGCGGAGGCGCACCUUGACUCUCCAGCCGGACGGUCCUGCAUCUUUUGUGAUGUCCGUCAAGCUGGUAAUGCCCUUGCUGACCCUGACGGACGACGCAAAAGUUCAACUCGAACUCCCGAUCUCGCGAAACCUCGGCUCUCCCUGGGCCACGGGUCGAGAAGGGGGUGACUGGGAUCUCGAGUUGGGAGAGAUGGCUUCGAGCUUGGAGGAAAUGGUGGCUAUGUUGGGGAUGGACGGGAGAGCCUGCAUCCAAAGAGCUGUGUGUGAGCUGGCUGCCUCCCCUUCGCUCAAACCCCGAGGUCUCGUGGGAGAAAUGGUGCAGAUCUUCGUCAGACGCAUCUUAACCGAGUCACGUGGCGACCUCAACGAAAUCGGAGAGGAAGAGGAGAAAGAAGAAGGACAGAAAGGCCAAUAUUCCGAAGCAGGAAUAUAUGGUAGACGCGAAGGAACGUGUUGGCAGAAAUACUCAUUGUGUCCCCAUUCACUCUUCAGUCUGCUGUCUUGAGGAAGA